UGUUUUCCUAUCUCAUUUUGAGGGCAUAUAUUUUAUAAAUUCUCUGCAGUGUGUAUGCCAAGAAUCUAAUUUUCAGAGGAUUUUUUUUUGGAAUGAAAUCAUAUUAAGCAACAGGUAUUUUCACUGCAAGGCAAAAAAGUACAAUAAGGAGGGAGGCAAGCGAAAGCACUUCCUGGUAUUGCCUAAUUAUAAUAGACUGGCCCGCCCUGGAAGCAAGACUAGGUCUCUCAACAGGCAGAACCAGAUUCUCCAACCGUAAAGUAACCAAUUUGCUCUUCUACUGUAGUAUACCGUCACCAGUCAAUAUACUCUCACACUCCACAGCUUUCCAAGAUGUAUUUUCCAAGUGAUUAAGGUCUAGGAGGAUUAAGCAAAGCAGAAACUGUUUUAAAGGAGCUCAUACUCCAGUGUUAUUAUUUAUGAGCACAAGGAUAUUGUGAAUUACUUUGAACACCAGAUCCUAAAGCAGACGCACAAGAGACUUCCAAACCCUUGGGAUUUUUUUAAAAAGGUUUAUACCACUAUCUGGGCUAAUACUACACAACCAUAACAAUUUCAGCAGAAAAUGAAAGACCGUCUUCAAGAACUUAAACUAAAAGCAAAGCAACUUCAACUCCUAGAAGAAAGUAGCACUUCUCCUGGUAUUGUGGCUGAAGAAGGAGAGCUUGAACAAACAGCUGUCAUUUUUGAGAAGGAGCCAGUAACAGAAAGGUAUCUGAGUGAAAUCCAACAACUUCACAGUGAUAUUAACAACUUGGCCACAGAUGUUCAAAAAUUCAGUCAGCAGCAAAAGAGCCUGGUGGCUUCCAUGAGAAGAUUCAGUGUGCUUAAAAAAGAAUGCAGUGCCACGAGAGAAAUAAAAACUCAAGCAGAACACAUUAGUACAUGCUUGGACAACUUGUCAAAAACAGUGAAGAAGACAGAAAAAGAAUACGGCUCAUCAUCGGCUGUUGGAAGGGUUCUUAGCUCUCAGCGGGCAGUCUUGUUCCGUCGCUUCCAGAACAUAAUGUUUCUGUACAAUGAUGCCAUAACAGCCAAGCAAGAAAAAUGCACGGGUUUUAUUGUGCGUCAGCUUGAAGUAGCAGGAAAACAAGUGUCAGAAGAUGAAUUGAAUGAGAUGGUUCAACAAGGGAAAUGGGAAAUCUUCAACGAAAACCUGCUCACUGAGGUCAAGAUCACUAAAUCCCAGCUGACUGAGAUUGAACAAAGACAUAGAGAACUGGUCAAUCUGGAGAAUCAGGUAAAAGACUUAAAGGGCCUCUUCAUCCAAAUCUCACUUUUGGUAGAAGAGCAAGGUGAAAUGAUCAACAGCAUUGAAAUGGAAGUGACACAUACCGAGGACUAUGUUCAGGCUUCCAGAGAAAAGUUCCAGCUGGCAGCAAAGUAUCGAAAGAAAAAUCCUUGCAGAGCAUUAUGUUGUUGCUGCUGCCCCUGCAGAUAAUGAAGAGGAUUCUGGGCAGUUCAAUCUUUGUUGCAAUAACCUUGACUAGGCAUGUGAUGGACAGACUAGGGCUUGAUGAAGGGCAAAUUGCUGGCCUACAAGCCAAUGACACAUUUUGUUAUAUUAUUAAACUUUAUUUUCUCAAGUGAGAAAGUAGCAAUAAUAUGACUUACAAAUUUAUCCACCAGUUUGGAUAAAGGGAAAUGUAAACUUACUGCAAAAUCAGAAAAAGGUCUUAUCUCGAAGGUUCUCAUCAAAUUCAAUAAUUAUAUACAUUGUGUUUGUGAACAAUAUGUGACUAGUAUUUUUGCCAUAAGACUGUUUCAAGAUUUUCCCUUACAAAUUCCACAGUGAAAUUACAGGCAGUCCCAGAGUUACAAACAAAAGACUCAUAGUUAAGAACAGGACUGAGACAACAAGUGAGAGAAAUCUAUCCCUUGAAAGGGACAUUCACUCCUGAAAGAGUUAUCAUGGGAAAAAAGAUGUCUCAACUAAAGCUUUAUCAGCAAUUCUUGUUUCCACAACAAGCCAUUUUUUUUUCAAAAUUCAAUAAUUUCAGGGACAGAAAGUGAGGGAAAAUGUUCUAAACGGGGGCACAGACAGCAAAAUGAACACCAUAGGAGUGUUAACACUUCGGUAUGCUAUCCAAUGCUUAUAUGGCUGGAGUUACACUUUGAAAUGUUUGUAGGAGAAAAGCAGACAAAACACUGUUACAACAUAUAAUAGUCAUACAUUUUUCAAGAGCACAGUGAAGGCUAACAAUGUUUAAAUACUGUAAAUUUGACAGUGCUUUACAAAAGACAAAGUAGCAAUUCUCAGGAUAUUUUGGGAAAAAUGUAUCUGUAACUGAAAUUUUUGUUUACACUUGGAAAAUGUAUAUAGUCCUUUAAAAAGAAACCAUUUAAAAUAAAUAAUACGAUUCACUGAUGUCUGCAAA
Messenger RNA from Anolis carolinensis (green anole), 2378 nucleotides. It is a transcript of the gene stx19, whose product is annotated as syntaxin 19. Gene Ontology annotation, molecular function: SNARE binding; SNAP receptor activity. The transcript has 2 exons. Lineage: Eukaryota; Metazoa; Chordata; Lepidosauria; Squamata; Anolidae. The coding region runs from base 566 to 1441 and encodes 291 amino acids. Gene Ontology annotation, biological process: intracellular protein transport; synaptic vesicle fusion to presynaptic active zone membrane; exocytosis. Gene Ontology annotation, cellular component: plasma membrane; SNARE complex; synaptic vesicle. The record is from RefSeq and is a predicted model, not a curated record.